Messenger RNA from Austrofundulus limnaeus, 3423 nucleotides. RefSeq names its product GATA binding protein 6 (gene gata6). Gene Ontology annotation, cellular component: nucleus. Gene Ontology annotation, molecular function: RNA polymerase II cis-regulatory region sequence-specific DNA binding; zinc ion binding; DNA-binding transcription factor activity, RNA polymerase II-specific. The coding region runs from base 269 to 1756 and encodes 495 amino acids. The record is from RefSeq and is a predicted model, not a curated record. Gene Ontology annotation, biological process: cell fate commitment; positive regulation of transcription by RNA polymerase II; negative regulation of transcription by RNA polymerase II. The transcript is spliced from 7 exons. NCBI's taxonomy places the organism in Eukaryota, Metazoa, Chordata, Actinopteri, Cyprinodontiformes, Rivulidae.
AUGAUUGGUCGUCAUCCUGCGGCCGCGGCCACCAGAAGCGCCUCCUCCCAUAAACGUCGUCAGAGCGCACCGACGCUUCCCACUUUCCUUCCAGGAGACGAGCCGCGGCGCUGCUGCCGGAGAAAAGAAAAGAAAAAAAAAAAAAAAAACCUUUCUGCGCGUCCUUAUGGCACACAACUAGCAGGGUGAACUGCCCUCUGCUCGUUUUUUUUUUCUACUUUUUUUUUUCUAUUAAAUCGUCCUCCCGGUGUAUGGAAAGCGCUCCUGGAUGGACCUGGGCGAAAACAGCUGGUCCAUGGUCAAGCGAGAAGUUUCCAGCAACCCAGGGUCGCCGGCGGAGCAGACCUACCUGGCCGGUGACAGCAGGAGGGACACCUCCGUGGAGCUCAGGACGCCUCCAAGCGACCUGGACGCGCUGGGCCCCCGGCGCGCGGACGGCAGAUCGCUGCACUCCUACCUUCACUUCGGACACGCGCACGGUGGCGGCCUGAGCGCCGCCGAGGACAUCCCGCUGUUCACGGACUUGGAUCAGGGGAGCAAGCUCGUCCUGUCCGCGGGAGCGCACAAGGCGGCGGGCCUGCUGGUGGACCCCACCGACAUGUACCAGACUCUGGCCAUCGCCGCCGCGCAAAGCCAGAGCGGAUAUGAUUCCUCGUCGGCGGGGUACAUGCACUCCAACCCCAACUCCCCCGUGUACGUCCCCAGCUCCCGGGUCAACCCCAUGAUCUCCAGCCUCCCCUACUUGCAGGCCGGCGGCUCCGCGCAGCCGGGACACGCCGUCUCCAGUCACUCGGUGUGGUCGCAGUCCGCCCCCGAGAGCCCCUCGUACGGCGCCGGGAGCCCGCACACCUCCAGCCGCUUCCACUACACCCCCAGCCCCCCCAUGAACAACGGGACAGCCAGGGACAGCGGCUACAGUAACACGCUGAACGUGAGCAGCAGGGACCAGUACGGCCUCUCCCGCCCACUCAGUGGGACCUACGCGAGCCCUUACGCCCCUUACGUCGCCCCCCAGUUGCCCUCGCCCUGGACCGGGGGGGCUUUUGACAACACUAUGCUGCACACCUUGCAGAGCAGAAGCGCGCCCUUGAUUAGAGGACCGAACGGAGUUUCAGACAUCCUGGACGACAUGGCGGAGAGCAGGGAGUGCGUGAACUGCGGCUCCAUCUCCACGCCGCUGUGGAGGCGCGACGGCACGGGCCACUUUCUCUGCAACGCCUGCGGCCUUUACAGCAAAAUGAAUGGCCUGAGCCGGCCAUUAAUUAAACCCCCGAAACGCACGUCGACCUCCAGACGGAUCGGCCUUUGCUGCGCCAACUGCCAGACGAGUACAACCACCUUGUGGCGCAGGAACGCAGAGGGAGAGCCGGUGUGUAACGCAUGCGGGCUCUACACGAAACUACACGGGGUACCUCGGCCGCUCGCCAUGAAGAAAGAGGGAAUCCAGACAAGAAAAAGGAAACCCAAAUCUUUGAAUAAAACCAAAGGAUCCUCUGGCAAUAACAGCUCUGUGUCCAUGACUCCCACAUCCACCUCUUCAUCUAACUCUGAAGACUGCUCCAAAACCAGUUCUCCCUCUGCACAAGUGUCAGGGGUCAGCUCAUCCGUGCUCUCCAGCUCGGGGGAGGGAACCAGCUCGGGCCCGGCGGGGAAGUUCUCGGGACAGGACAGCCUGUACGCCAGCGUGGGUCUGACCCAGAAUUCAGACGUAGCUUCGGUGAGGGGCGAACCCUGGUGCCCCAUGGCUUUGGCUUAAAAAAAAAAAAGAAAAUUCAAAAAAAGAAAAAAAAAGUUGUUUUCUCUGGGUGGACAGAACUCCCUGCACCCCCCUCCGCUACCCCGCCCACCAGAUCCUCACCCACUUCUUCUGUCUGGAUGCUGGAUAACACGUGGAUGUGGACACGUUUUGACCCCCACCACCAAAAGGGUGAGAUGAUCUUCACGCAGCAUGAAAACACGGAAUAUCUGGGAUUUUUAUUUUCCCAGAUUGGUGCUGGGAAAACAAAACGAAACAAAAGAAACAACGGAUGGAAACACAAGGUCAGAUGAUGGUUUCUGGACCCAUCGUGGACUCUGAUGUCUCCCAUUCACGACACAAAACCUGAUUCUUUACCGUAAAAACUGCCACCAUGAAGGAGUUGCUCACUGAAAAACAAACAAACAAACAAACAAAAAAACUUGGACAUCAGUGCUUCAUGAAGCACUUCGGACAUUUAGAUAUGCCUCCCCCUCUCACAACUGGAAUCACGCCAUAAAACAACUUUAUGAAUCAAAAGUAAAAAAAUAUAUUUAUGAAUCUUCCAAUGUUGAGAACAUGAUUGUUAAUAAAAAUAUCAAAUGUAGAGUAGAAAAUGAACCUUUUUGAUGUCCUCUUUGCUUUUUCUUUCCUUUAAAAAAAUCAGUCGUUAGUAUGAAGUAGUGGUAAAUCUGCACACAUUUUCCACUAAAAGCUCUUACUGAUGACUGAAACAAGUUUGGUUUAAACAGGGUAUAAAUGUCACAAAGUGUUGUUUUUGUUUAAUCAUUUACUGAAAAAAAAGCAAGUUAUUGAUUUCUUCUGAGUCAUUCUCCACAGCUGUGAGCAUCAGAGGUACUUUUCUUUUAAAAACAUGCUAAACCAAAAGCUUUUUAUUUUAAACUAAGCUCAACCAGAACAGUUUAAGUUUUUUUUUUUACUGAUGUUUCUGGUCUAACACGUGAACUGCUGCACUACCUGAAUCAAUAUUAACUUUUAUGUGUUUCUCAAUCACGUUCUUUGCAAAUUAGAACAAAGUGGCGAAAAAGAUCAUCUGAAUAAAUUCAUGCCGUGAUGACUGUGGAUGCUGUAGUGAAUCAAUGUGUUUCUUUAAACGAUGCGAUCUUUGCAAAACAAACGAAGCAGACUGAUUUUUUUUUGCCUUAAUUUGUUACAAAAAAUAUUCUGACUCUGGCACAAGAGCAGGUUUUACAAAAUAUACAUUUAUUUUAUUUUUUAUUCAUCCUUGUGAAGCAUGCCGUUCACACUUCCAGCCCUAUUUAUUUCUUUAAAUAAACAUCCUGCUUUUAUUUUUAUUUUUUUUCCCUCUAUGGAACUGAAUGAGAAGUUCUUUUAUUUAAACUCAGUCCAAUCAAUGGUUCAGAUGAAACAAAUUAUUUGGUUUGUUUGAAAAGUUGCGAUAAAGGGAGGAAGUUUUGAUCUUAUCUUUGAUUUCAAUCCCUGCACCAACUUUGCUUUUUUUUAAGAUGUUUUUAAUAACAAAAACCAGUGAAUGAAAAGCAAGGAUUUCGUGCCUUAUUUUAAAAAAUUCAAAUGUUUCCUAAAUAUAAAACAUGAAUUGAUGCUUACAUGCUACAAUUUCCUGCUUUUUUAUGGGAGACGAUUCCUUUAGCUGCAUCGUGUUUUUACUGUUUGUUCCAUUAAAGCAAACCUUUUAUUCCUCCUGA